AUGUUCAGACAUAUUGUUGGAAGAAAUUUGUCACCCAUUAAAAGAUAUUCUACUAAUGUAACUCGUGAAGCAAAUAAAGAUGAUAAAAUGAAAAAUAUCGUCACAUACGCGGGUGUUGGAGCUUUUGCGUUUCUCUUUUUGGGGAAUGUUUCAUACUUCAAUUACUGCUUUGAUCAGACCAGUCGAUGUCUAUUUCAUCCAAAUAAAAAUUCAGGUUCCUCGACAAGUACAGCAACGACGACAUCAGUAGUAGUAAUGGGAAUAGUUCUAUUUUUUAAAGAUCAUAAUUCAGGACGGAAAUCAACAAUAAUUAAUAACCAUAAUAACAAUAAUAAUUAUCCCCCUUCUACCUCAUAUCCUCCUCCUGCUUACUCUAAUGCUCAAGCUCUUUCUUAUUAUCUUCAGCUUAUGUAA
Molecule: messenger RNA, 414 nt
Organism: Rhizophagus irregularis DAOM 181602=DAOM 197198
Lineage: Eukaryota; Fungi; Glomeromycota; Glomeromycetes; Glomerales; Glomeraceae
Source: RefSeq, a predicted model, not a curated record